AUGAGAAUGUUUUUUUCACUGUUUCUGAUAAUCAGCUUUUUCUUCACAGCUCAGCUACAAGCAGAGUCUGACAAUGAAAUUAUUGCACAUUUAAAGCAAACUGCAUCGCAGGGAAGAGAACUGGGAAAUGUUUCUGAACAUCAACAGACCUGUUCAUAUGACAUUCCUGCUCUGCUGAAAGAGAUGAUCGCCUCUGUGGCUGCACUGAAGGUCGAGGUGAAGUACUUACAGAGAGACAACGAAGCCCAAGCAGCUAAGAUAAACGAGCUGGAAUUGCAAAAGACAGAGCUGGAAAGGCUGAAACUACAGUACCAAGCACAGGACGGAGAACUGGCUACUAUUAAAACCAGAGCAAACAUCACAGAAAACCAGUUGGAGGUUCUGAAGACAGAAGGAGAAGUGAAACGUGUGGCUUUCUCAGCCUCUUUGUUGGCCUCUGGAUCAGGAACUUUUGGACCAUUUAAUGCUCACACUAAUCUGGUCUUCAGACAUGUUGUUACAAAUAUUGGAAAUGCCUACAACCCACAUAGCGGGUUUUUCAUUGCACCAGUGAGAGGAGUCUACCAAUUUCAGUUCUACAUAUUUGGACAUGGACAUGCUUCACAUGCUUCAGCUGCUGUGCUGGUGAAGAAUGGAGAACAUGUGUUCAUAGCAUAUGAAUAUCAGCCUUCUCAUGGUGCUGCAAGUUCUAACGGAGUCAGCCUACUGUUAGAGGUUGGAGAUGUUGUGUUUAUGCGUCUCUGGGCUAACGCAAGGAUUUUUGACAACGGAAAUCGUCAUAAUACCUUCAGUGGCCAUCUGCUUUUCACCAUGUGAAAAACUACAAACACUGCAGUAGUGUAUCAUCUUAUUAGUACUAGUUUAUUUGUUAUUAAAUAUUAGAACUACAUGAUAAUUUCUUAACAAGAUCAUUUUGAUUGAUUUGUCAUUUCCAUCUCUAGAUUGCCAAUGCAAUGUACAGUAACUACGACUAAUGGACAACACUUUAUUGCAUAUGUUAUAUAUUAAAAUGUCUUUGGCUUUCUCAUGAUAUUAGGAAUUCUCUUCUUCAUUUAAAUCUAGAUUAGCAACAGAAGUUACUGAUGUUCUCUUUGUACAAGAUAAAAUCAAACCAGCUUACAUUGCUUUCUGGUCUUUAGACUUCAAUUUUCAGAUUUUUAUUUUGUUCUGUAGAAACUGUAGUGUUCAUUGACUCCUUAUGCUGAGACAACUUUUUUCUCUGUACUCUGAAUUAAAAAAUAUUUUCCCUA
Melanotaenia boesemani (Boeseman's rainbowfish) is the source of this 1250-nucleotide messenger RNA. Its product is annotated as complement C1q-like protein 2. The record is from RefSeq and is a predicted model, not a curated record. Bases 1 to 816 code for a protein of 271 amino acids. Gene Ontology annotation, molecular function: protein binding. The transcript is spliced from 5 exons. Lineage: Eukaryota; Metazoa; Chordata; Actinopteri; Atheriniformes; Melanotaeniidae.